AUGGCGACCGAAUACGUCCAACAACCCACAACCCGGGACUUUGCCGCCGAGCAGCCCACCACCACCCGCGACUCUGCAUCCUCGACGACCCGAGUAGAUGCACCCCUCCACCGCACCCCUACAAUCGAAGACAUUGUCAACCUCCCCCUCCGCACCCUCUCCAACGAUGCCGCGCUAGAAGAAUACACGCAAGAAACGCUCUCGGGCCACAUGCUCCGCGAAGUCCGGUCUAGAGCGGGAAAGGUGGAAAAGUAUGAUCUCGUCACUUUCACCAUCGACGACAAGGAGAACCCCAAGAACUGGAGUAAGGCAUACAAGUGGUGGUGUACCAUGUGUGUAGCCGUAACCUGUUUCGCCGUCGCCUUCAACUCUGCUGUCAUAACCGCGGAUCUAGGGGGUGUGAGCAAAGAGUUUAGGGUGAGCGAGGAGGUAGCUCUGUUGACGAUUACAUUGUUCGUCGUGGGGUUUGGUGUUGGGCCCAUGGCAUUUGCGCCGGCGUCUGAGAUCUGGGGACGCAGGCCAGUGUAUGGGGUUACACUUGCGUUGGCUGUGAUUUUCACGAUUCCAGGGGCUGUGGCACAGAAUAUUGGGACGUUGCUUGUCACGAGGUUUAUUGCUGGUGUGGCGUUUUCGGCGCCGAUGACAUUGGUGGGAGGGACGUUGGCGGAUAUGUGGAGGUCGGAGGAGAGGGGAGUUCCUAUGGCGGCGUUCAGUGCGGCUCCAUUCAUUGGUCCUGGAGUUGGGCCGUUGGUUGGUGGAUACUUGAGUCAAGCUGGUGGAUGGCGCUGGCUUUACUGGAUUCAGCUUAUCCUCAGCGCUGUUGUUUGGGUGUUGAUCACUUUUACGGUUCCGGAGACGUAUGCUCCUACGAUUUUGGCUAAGAGGGCGAAGAAGAUGCGUAAAGAGACGGGUGAUGACAGGUUUGUCACGGAACAGGAUCUCGACAUGCGACCUUUCAGCCAGCGCCUCCAGCUCUUCCUUCUACGACCGUUCCAGCUACUCUUCCGCGAACUCAUCGUUUUCCUCAUCUCGGUUUACAUGUCGGUCCUGUACGGACUUCUGUACAUGUUCUUCGUCGCUUAUCCUAUCGUAUAUGAGAAGACAAAGGGCUGGAGCGCCGGGUCUGUCGGAUUGAUGUUCAUCCCCCUCAUCUGUGGCGUUUUACUAUCGGCUGCCUGCGCGCCAUUGGUCAACAAACACUAUCUCAAGCUCUCAGAGAAGCACAACGGACACCCGCCAGCCGAAGUACGGCUAAUUCCUAUGAUGUGCUCCUGCUGGUUCAUCCCGAUUGGUGUCUUCAUCUUCGCGUGGACCAGUCAGAAGGAGACACAUUGGGCUGGCCCUGCAUUUGGAGGCGGCUCUGUGGGAUUCGGCUUCAUCUUCCUUUACAACUCGGCCAACAACUACCUCGUCGACUCGUACCAGCACCAGGCCGCGUCUGCUCUGGCGGCCAAGACAUUCUUGCGAAGCUUCUGGGGUGCAGCUGCGGUCUUGUUUACGAACCAGAUGUAUGACCGUCUCGGCAAUCAGUGGGCCAGUUCGCUUCUCGCCUUCAUCGGCUUGGCGUGCUGUGCGAUUCCAUUUAUCUUUUACUUUUACGGGGCCAAGAUCCGAGCACGGUCGCACUAUGCGUAUAGCGAAGAGACCGAGAGCAAGGCACAUGAGAAGCAGGUUGCAUAGUCAGCAAUUGAUAGUAAAUCCGGGGUGUAUGUUGAUUGGAUAGUGGCGGUUAUCUGGGAUUGCAUUGGUGGUGUUGCGUUGCAUUGCAUGGCAUGGCGUUCGGGGGCCUUAUAAUUCCUUUUUUGUUCGCGAGAACAGGAUCAACGAGGAUCCGGGGUUGGAAAGUAUAGCCUAGAAACUCAGUAAUCAUGUCAAAUCACUCUGAUUUACCCGA
Pyrenophora tritici-repentis Pt-1C-BFP is the source of this 1894-nucleotide messenger RNA. RefSeq names its product ProP, Permease major facilitator superfamily. Gene Ontology annotation, biological process: transmembrane transport. Gene Ontology annotation, cellular component: plasma membrane. Gene Ontology annotation, molecular function: transmembrane transporter activity. NCBI's taxonomy places the organism in Eukaryota, Fungi, Ascomycota, Dothideomycetes, Pleosporales, Pleosporaceae. The record is from RefSeq and is a predicted model, not a curated record.